Alternaria alternata is the source of this 474-nucleotide messenger RNA. RefSeq lists its product as hypothetical. NCBI's taxonomy places the organism in Eukaryota, Fungi, Ascomycota, Dothideomycetes, Pleosporales, Pleosporaceae. The transcript has a single exon. The record is from RefSeq and is a predicted model, not a curated record. Bases 196 to 393 code for a protein of 65 amino acids.
CAAGGCUGAAGUCUACCGUAAGUGUCAGUAGAUGUCGGCAUGCGAGGGGGAAAUGGACUACGAACCCUCAAACUGUGCAGAAAGGACCUCCUCAAUGUUGCGCGGUUCUACUGUAUUGAUGCCACGAGCUCCAACUGUGACUCGUCAGUGCCAAAGGCUCCAUCCUUCACCUAGACACCUACGCAAUUGUUGCUCAUGAGUAGGGCCACUGGAUUCCACUACGUCCAAGAAGAACUGAAGUAUAGUCUGCGCUCUUGCGUGUUGCCCAACCCUGAGAAGCAGAUCCAGGCCUUCCGGCCACUUCGCUGCCCAUCUCCGUGGUGCUUUGCAUCCCAUUUGCGCUGCAUAUUGGUCUUCCUCCUACCACAUAUCAGCGACAGUACGACGAAAUGACUCGGACGCGCGUACUCUACGCUCAACCUGGCGUUUCCAGAUCUUGUAGCCUACAAGGCUAAGGACGACUAGAAGUAAGGC